This is a messenger RNA of Phytophthora nicotianae INRA-310, 1453 nucleotides long. RefSeq lists its product as hypothetical. Lineage: Eukaryota; Oomycota; Peronosporomycetes; Peronosporales; Peronosporaceae. Gene Ontology annotation, cellular component: plasma membrane. The record is from RefSeq and is a predicted model, not a curated record. The coding region runs from base 23 to 1348 and encodes 441 amino acids. Gene Ontology annotation, biological process: nucleoside transmembrane transport. The transcript has a single exon. Gene Ontology annotation, molecular function: nucleoside transmembrane transporter activity.
UCAUCAUUCGCAGACAUCCGUCAUGCUGUCGCCGUUGCCGCGUACGCCGGGCUUCCACCGCCCUUCCUUCUCGUACGAUGCCGAGAUCCCUCUAGAAGAGCAGCGCGAGGGGAGCGUGAAAAGUGCUGUCAAGGAGGCGCAGGAGGAGACGCAGGCCUGCUGGUUGUUCGCGCUCGUGGGUGUGGGCUACCUCUUCCCCUUCUCGGCGCUCACACAGCCUGUGGACUACUGGAACUUCCUCUUUCCGGACUACAACAUCGAGUUCGCAUUGACUUCCACCUUCAUGUACACCAACCUCGUCUUCUUGGGCAUCAUCGUCGUCGUGUUUGGUAAACCCUGGUACAAUGGCCGCAUCGUUGGAGGCUUCAUGGGGCAGCUCUUGGUGCUGGCGUUUGUGCCUACUUCCUACUUCUUCCUCACGUCCGAGAACGCCAAUGCCUUUGCAGUACUGGGUGGCACCGCGGUGGCCUCCAUAGCCACUGCAUUCAUUGACAGUUCCACCAUCGCGCUGGUAUCGCACUAUCCCCAACGGGUACAGGAGAGUUUCCAGCUUGGAGUUGGACUCAGUACGCUCAUCGGCAGUCUCUACCGAGACCUGACCAAGCUCGUCUUCCCGGCUAACGAAUUAUUAGCGUCUUCGCUCAUUUACUUCUAUACAGGAGCGCUCACUAUUGCGCUCUGUAUUGGGGCAUUCUACAAGGUCAUGUCGCUCAAGAUCACUAAGAAAUACUUACUCCGCAAGGCAGAUAGCAGCGUGGAGCUUACCGAGCGCUCACCGCUGCUUACAGAGAAGCGACAGUCGGAUAGCGACUCGUUCAGUGUCACUGGCCCUGCUCCGACCAAGUGGACGGUGUUGAAGAAGGUGUGGCACUUGGAGGCGCUGAUCUUGAUGGUCUUCCUCGCUAGUCUGUCAGUCUGGCCACCACUCGUCACGGAAAUCAAGACGUUCAACUUCCCGUCGCUACAGGAGAGUGGCUGGUGGUCACUGAUCCUGCUCACACUCUUCUCGAUCAGUGACUGUGUCGGACGAUUCAUUGUGAACCAUCGCUUUGGCCUCACACCCAGCAACAUUUGGAUCCCGAUCAUGGCCCGGUUCAUCUUAGUUCCGAUCAUUAUCGGCAUCGUCAAAGAGUGGUGGCUGCAGAGUGACAUUUGGUCGGUGCUCAGUGUGUUGAUUCUCGGGUUUGGAAAUGGCUACCUGGGGACACUGACCAUCAUCUUCGUAAGUGAAAGCGUCCACAGUGACGAGCAGCACCUUAUUGGCCCCUUUACGAGCUUCUUCCUGAACUCUGGUCUUGUAUUGGGAUCGACAGUGGGUCUUGUGCUGGAGAAAGUUGUGCUGGGAUAACUGGUUAAAAAAUGUAACAUUAUGUUACGCGGAAUUUCCUGAAGUUGUGAGGGUCUCUUCGAGUUGAUGUUUCGGUCGUUUGGCUCUGUUCUUUUUCUUUACAGU